CCUGUCCCUCCUGGUCAGGACACCUCUCCCACCAUUGUUUCACUGUUCAGAUUUUUAUCGCCACAGAUUCGUGGUGCCCGUUCUUGAACUUCACGUACGUGGGUCACGUAGUGGGUUCUGUUGUGUGUCUGACUCCCUUCGCUCAACACACUACGGGGAAGCUUCCACUUUGCUCCUUUUAAUUCCUGCCGUGGCGACGAACCGGUUUGUUUCUGGCGGAAGCUUCCAACGCUUUUCCCGUUCCAGGAGCCACAUCUUCCCGCAUCACCAGGAUCUCUGCUGGGGUUUUGAGAGUGAAGAUGUGCUGGAGGCCUUUGAGGUUGGCGGUGUCGUCUUCCUUGUGCCGAGACCACAUCCCGUUUCGUGCCUCCCUGUGCGUGGCCCUGGUGCCGCUUCUUUCCUUCGUGGGCUGGGAGCCACCUUCCCUCCUGGAAGGUUCAGAUCAUGGACCAGCUGGGGCAUCCGGCCCCACUGGUGGCGCCAAGCCGGUGGGGAGACACCCGAGGUCCGAGAGGGCGUCUGACCCGGUGUCCGGAGCCCCAGCUCGGCUCUGGUCUCUGGAGGGACCCCAGCACGUGCUCCGAGCCUGGCGCACGGUGGGCUCCCAGGAGAGGUUCUGAGUGGACGGGUGGUUAGGGAGGGAGAGCCAGCCGGCACAUCUGCUGUCACAGUCGGCGAGGGCAGCCCUGCAGGAAGGCGGCGAGAGCCGGUGGGAAGCAGCAGGCCGCAGUGAGUUGCACACGGGAAGGACCAGGAUGGAGAGGCAGCGAGCCUGCUGCCCUGAGCCUGGACCCGGGGGAUGCACUUGACUUGCCCCAGCCUCAGCGUCCUCGUCUGCCCAAGAGGACCGGCCCCUUGUGUCAGCUUGCUGGACCUGUCAUCGCAAAGUGCCACGAACGGGGUGGCCUAAAACGACAGAGAUUUACUGUCUCGGUUUCUGGAGCUGCGAGUCUGGACUCCAGGUGUCGGCAGGGCUGUGCUCCCCGCAGACCUGUGCUGGGGGGUCCUUCCUUGCUUCUCCCGGCCUCCCGAGUUGCCAGCCGUCCUUGGUGUCCCUCAGCUGGUCGACGCAUCACGUCGGCCUUUGCCUCUGUCACCACGUGGCCACCUCCUCCCUGUGGGGUCCUCAUGUGCAUCUGUGUCCAGAUUUCCCUCUACUUAGGUACGAGGGCACCCCGCUUAUAAGGGCAACUCUACUUGAGUGUGACCUUGUCUUAAUGAAUUACAUCUGCAGAGACCCUAUUUCCAAAUAAGGGCACGUUCUGAGACACUGCGGCACAGUAGCCCUGCCGCCAGCCUUGCUGACCAUGGACGGGACGGCCAGUGUGAACUCUGCCGGCCGCCCUCACUACGCCUCCUCCAUCCCUGUGCCUCGAGCUGCUUCCCAGACCAGGAUUCAUACACCGACCGCCUCUCCCCGGCUGCGGCCGCACCAGGCCGGCCUGGCCCUGAGCCCGCAGCGGGCAGCCUCGCCAAGACUGGGCAAGCCGGGGGGCCCUUCCAGAGGCUCGUCUCCCAAGGCCUCCCGGGGGAGAGGCUCCCCCAGGGCCUCUGGGGCGGCGAGGGAGUCAGCUGAGGGGGCUGAAGGCCUCGCCUGCUCCCCCUGGAGCAGUCCCAGGGCGACCCCCAAAGCAGCGCUCUCCAGCCGGGCUGGGUGCAGAAGCGUUGGGGAGACGCAGGGCACCCAGGGAAAGAAGAGGGUGGCCCAGGAAGGGAUUCUGACCCGCCAGACCCGGGGCAGGAGCCCCUCCCGCACCAGUUCUCAUGCAGAAGCUCCCGAAGGUCGAAAGCCAUCCAACCACCCAGGAAAAGAUCAAAGAGAUGUACCCUACAAAAGUUCUGGGGGCCCCAGGUCUUCGGAGCUUGAUGCCCGGGAAGCUUCGGGGCCUCGCUCCCCGGUCUGCAGCCCCGUGCGGAGCGCACGCCCGCCGCCCGCCCCGGGGGUCAUCAGCUUCUCCUCGGUCCAUCAGCAGAGUCAGCCUGUCACCGCUACCGUGGCCCCCUUCCGCUACAGGGCGCAGACCGAUCCGGAGCCUGGCCCCCUCCGCCAGGGCAGCUGGGCUGCUGAUGGCUACUCCGGCCCCCCCAGCAGGACUGAGGAGAGCCUCUCGUGCGUGGACGCGCGGAUCGUCCAUGCGCUCCUCGCGGGCAGAAUGCUGGGCGGCAGCGUCAAGAGCGUGCAGCCCGAGGUGGAGCAGAGCGGCGGCGGCGGCGGCGGCGGCGACGAGGGCGCGGACGAGCCUCGGGGCGCGGGCAGGAAGGCGGCGGCGGACGGCAGAGGCAUGCUGCCCAAGCGCGCCAAGGCGCCGGGCGGCGGCGGCAUGGCCAAGGCCAGCGCGGCGGAGCUCAAGGUCUUCAAGUCCGGCAGCGUGGACGGCCGAGUCCCCGGCGGGCCGCCCGCCUCCAACCUGCGGAAGCAGAAGUCGCUCACCAACCUCUCGUUCCUCACGGACUCUGAGAAGAAGAUGCAGCUAUACGAGCCCGAGUGGAGCGACGACAUGGCCAAGGCGCCCAAGGGCUUAGGCAAGGCGGGCCCCAAAGGCCGCGAGGCUCCGCUGAUGUCCAAGACGCUGUCCAAGUCCGAGCACUCGCUCUUCCAGGCCAAGGGCGGCCCGGCGGGCGGCGCCAAGACCCCCCUGGCCCCGCUCGCCCCCAGCCUGGGGAAGCCGAGCCGGAUCCCGCGCGGCCCCUACGCCGAGGUCAAGCCGCUCAGCAAGGCUCCUGAGGCGGCCGUGAGCGACGACGGCAAGUCGGACGACGAGCUGCUCUCCAGCAAAGCCAAGGCGCAGAAGGGCUCCGGGCCCGUGCCCCCCGCCAAGGGCCAGGAGGAGCGCGCCUUCCUCAAGGUGGACCCCGAGCUCGUGGUGACCGUGCUGGGAGACCUGGAGCAGCUGCUCUUCAGCCAGGUGCUGGAUCCGGAGUCCCAGAGAAAGAGGACGGUGCAGAAUGUCCUGGAUCUACGACAGAACCUGGAGGAGACCAUGUCCAGCCUGCGAGGGUCCCAGGUGACACACAGCUCCCUCGAGAUGACCUGCUACGACAGCGACGACGCCAACCCCCGCAGUGUGUCCAGCCUGUCCAACCGCUCGUCGCCCCUCUCCUGGCGCUACGGCCAGUCCAGCCCGCGGCUGCAGGCCGGGGACGCGCCGUCGGUGGGCGGCAGCUGCCGCUCGGAGGGGCCGCCCUCCUGGUACAUGCACGGGGAGCGCGCGCACUACGCGCACACCAUGCCCAUGCGCUCCCCCAGCAAGCUUGGCCACAUCUCGCGCCUGGAGCUGGUCGAGUCCCUGGACUCGGACGACGUGGACCUCAAGUCCGGCUACAUGAGCGACAGCGACCUCAUGGGCAAGACGAUGACGGAGGACGACGACAUCACCACCGGCUGGGAUGAGAGCAGCUCCAUCAGCAGCGGGCUCAGUGAUGCCUCUGACAACCUCAGCUCGGAAGAGUUCAACGCCAGCUCCUCACUCAACUCCCUGCCCACCACGCCGACGGCAUCUCGCAGGAACUCGACUAUAGUGCUGCGCACGGACUCCGAGAAGCGCUCGCUGGCAGAGAGCGCGCUGAACUGGUUCAGUGAGUCGGAGGAGAAGGCCCCCAGGAAGCUGGAGUACGACAGCGGCAGCCUGAAGAUGGAGCCCGGGGCGGCCAAGUGGCGGCGAGAGCGGCCCGAGAGCUGCGACGACCCAUCCAAGGUUGGGGAACUGAAGAAGCCCGUCACCCUGGGGCACCCCGGGUCCCUGAAGAAGGGCAAGACCCCGCCGGUGGCCGUCACCUCCCCCAUCACUCACACGGCCCAGAGUGCCCUCAAGGUCGCAGGCAAACCCGAGGGCAAGGCCGCCGACAAGGGCAAGCUGGCGGUGAAGAGCGCCGGCCUGCAGCGCUCCUCCUCGGACGCCGGCCGCGACCGCCUGGGUGACGCCAAGAAGCCUCCCUCGGGCAUCGCGCGCCCAUCCACGUCGGGGUCCUUCGGCUACAAGAAGCCCCCUCCCGCCACAGGCACGGCCACCGUCGUGCAGGCCGGGGGCUCGGCCACGCUCGGCAAGGCGCAGAAGACCUCGGGCAUCCCCGUCAAGCCGGCGAACGGACGCAAGACCAGCCUGGACGUGCCCAACGGCGCGGAGCCCGGCUUCCUGGCUCCAGGCGCCCGUUCCAACAUCCAGUACCGCAGCCUGCCCCGACCAGCCAAGUCCAGCUCCAUGAGCGUGACCGGCGGGCGGGCCGGCCCCCGGCCCGUGAGCAGCAGCAUCGACCCCAGCCUCCUCAGCACCAGGCAGGGCAGCCUGACGCCCUCCAGGCUGAAGGAGCCCUCCAAGGGGGCUGGCGGGCGGGCCACCCCAGCCCCCGUCAACCAGACAGACCGGGAGAAGGAGAAGGCCAAGGCCAAGGCCGUGGCCCUGGACCCAGACAGCGUGGCCCUGAAGAGCAUGGGCUCCCCGGAGAGCACGCCCAAGGGCCAAGCGAGCCACCCCCCGGCCCCCAAGUUGGCAGAGCUGCCGCCAACCCCCCUCAGGGCCACGGCUAAGAGCUUUGUCAAGCCACCCUCCCUAGCCAAUCUGGACAAGGUCAACUCCAACAGCCUGGAUCUCCCUGCGUCCGCUGACGCCCAUGCGCCGAAGGUCCCAGAUCUGCACACUCCAGGCCCGGCUGCCGGGGGUCCCCUCCCUUCUUGCUUCAGCCCCAGCCCAGCCCCCAUCCUCAACAUCAACUCCGCCAGCUUCUCCCAGGGCCUGGAGCUCAUGAGCAGUUUCGGCGUCCCCAAAGAGACCCGCAUGUACCCCAAGCUCUCGGGCCUGCACAGGAGCAUGGAGUCCCUCCAGAUGCCCAUGAGCCUGCCCGGCGCCUUCCCCAGCAGCGCCCCUGUCCCCGCAGCCCCCGCGCCCCCCGCCGCCCCCGCAGAGGAGGACGCCGAAGAGCUGACCUGGAGCGGAAGCCCCAGGACUGGGCAGCUGGACAGUAAUCAGCGGGAUCGGAAUACUCUUCCCAAGAAGGGGCUCAGGUACCAGCUGCAGCCCCAGGAGGAGGCCAAGGAGUGGCGACACUCCCACAGCAUCGGGGGGCCGCCCGAGUCCGACGACCAGCCAGAGCUGCCGUCGCCCCCUGCGCUGUCCAUGUCCCUGAGCGCCAAGGGCCAGCUCACCACCAUAGUGAGUCCCACUGCGGCCACCACGCCAAGAAUCACCCGCUCCAACAGCAUCCCCACCCACGAGGCGGCCUUCGCGCUGUACAGCGGCUCCCAAAUGGGGAGCACCCUGUCCCUGGCCGAGAGACCCAAGGGGAUGAUCCGGUCAGGAUCCUUCCGAGACCCCGCGGACGACGUUCACGGCUCAGUGCUGUCCUUGGCCUCCAGUGCCUCUUCCACCUACUCCUCAGCUGAGGAGAGGAUGCAGUCUGAGCAAAUCCGGAAGCUUCGCAGGGCCCUGGAGUCAUCCCAGGAGAAAGUAGCCACCUUGACGUCGCAGCUCUCCGCCAACGCCAACCUGGUGGCGGCCUUUGAGCAGAGCCUGGUGAGCAUGACAUGCCGUCUGCGGCACCUGGCGGAGACAGCCGAGGAGAAGGACACUGAGCUGCUGGACUUACGGGAAACCAUAGACUUUCUGAAGAAGAAGAACUCUGAGGCCCAGGCCGUCAUUCAGGGGGCCCUCAAUGCCUCAGAAGCCACACCCAAAGAACUCCGGAUCAAGAGGCAGAACUCGUCGGACAGCAUCUCGAGCCUCAACAGCAUCACCAGUCACUCCAGUAUCGGCAGCAGCAAGGAGGCCGAUGCCAAAAAGAAGAAGAAGAAGAGCUGGCUCCGAAGUUCCUUCAACAAAGCCUUCAGCAUAAAGAAGGGGCCCAAGUCCGCUUCCUCCUACUCUGACAUCGAGGAGAUCGCCACGCCCGACUCCUCGGCCCCCUCGUCCCCCAAACUGCAGCACCAGGCUACGGAGACUGCCUCGCCCUCCAUCAAGUCCUCCGCCUCGUCCUCCGCGGGCACCGAUGCCCCCGAGGGCCCCGCUCCCCCGGCCCCCCACGCCCGGCUGUUCCAGGGCAGCGAGGAGGAGGAGCCGGAGAAGAAGGAGGUGUCCGAGCUGCGCUCCGAGCUGUGGGAGAAGGAGAUGAAGCUCACGGACAUCCGCCUGGAAGCCCUCAACUCGGCCCACCAGCUGGACCAGCUGCGGGAGACCAUGCACAACAUGCAGUUGGAGGUGGACCUGCUGAAAGCUGAGAACGACCGGCUGAAGGUGGCCCCGGGGCCCUCGGCGAGCUCCGCUGCAGGGCAGGCCCCGGGAUCUUCGGCUCUGCCAUCCCCUCGCCGCUCCCUGGGCCUGGCGCUCAGCCAUCCCUUCAGCCCGAGCCUCGCAGAUACAGACCUGUCUCCCAUGGAUGGUAUCAGCACCUCUGGUCCAAAGGAGGAAGUGACUCUUCGGGUGGUGGUGAGGAUGCCCCCACAGCACAUCAUCAAAGGGGACUUGAAGCAGCAGGAGUUCUUCCUGGGGUGCAGCAAGGUCAGCGGGAAAGUGGACUGGAAGCUGCUGGAUGACGCUGUUUUCCAAGUGUUCAAGGACUACAUUUCUAAGAUGGACCCAGCCUCGACGUUGGGACUAAGCACCGAGUCCAUCCACGGCUACAGCGUCAGCCACGUGAAACGGCUCCUGGACGCGGAGCCCCCGGAGCUGCCCCCCUGCCGCCGAGGGGUCAACAACAUAGCAGUCUCCCUCAAAGGUCUCAAGGAGAAGUGUGUGGACAGCCUGGUGUUUGAGACGCUCAUCCCCAAGCCCAUGAUGCAGCACUACAUUGGCCUUCUGCUCAAGCACCGGCGCCUUGUCCUCUCCGGCCCCAGUGGCACCGGCAAGACCUACCUGACCAACCGCCUGGCCGAGUACCUGGUAGAGCGCUCCGGCCGCGAGGUCACCGAGGGCAUCGUCAGCACCUUCAACAUGCACCAGCAGUCCUGCAAGGAUCUGCAGCUGUAUCUCUCCAACCUGGCUAACCAGAUAGACCGGGAAACGGGAAUUGGGGAUGUCCCCCUGGUGAUCCUGCUGGAUGACCUGAGUGAGGCGGGCUCUAUCAGCGAGCUGGUCAACGGGGCCCUGACCUGCAAGUAUCACAAAUGUCCCUAUAUUAUAGGCACCACUAAUCAGCCGGUGAAAAUGACCCCCAAUCACGGCUUGCAUCUGAGUUUCAGGAUGCUGACCUUCUCCAACAAUGUGGAGCCCGCCAACGGCUUCCUGGUUCGCUACCUGAGGAGGAAGCUGGUGGAGUCGGACUGCGACGUCAACGCCAACAGGGAGGAGCUGCUGCGGGUGCUGGACUGGGUGCCCAAGCUGUGGUACCACCUGCACACCUUCCUGGAGAAGCACAGCACCUCGGACUUCCUCAUCGGCCCCUGCUUCUUUCUGUCCUGCCCCAUCGGCAUUGAGGACUUCCGGACCUGGUUCAUUGACCUAUGGAACAACUCCAUCAUUCCCUACCUGCAGGAAGGGGCCAAGGACGGCAUCAAGGUUCACGGGCAGAAAGCCGCCUGGGAGGACCCCGUCGAGUGGGUCCGGGACACUCUUCCCUGGCCGUCAGCCCAACAAGACCAAUCGAAGCUGUACCACCUGCCCCCACCCACCGUGGGCCCUCACAGCAUUGCUUCGCCCCCUGAGGACAGGACGGUCAAGGACAGCACCCCCAGCUCCCUGGACUCCGACCCGCUGAUGGCCAUGCUGCUGAAACUUCAGGAGGCUGCCAAUUACAUCGAGUCUCCAGACCGAGAAAGCAUCCUGGACCCCAACCUCCAGGCCACGCUCUGAGGGCCCGGCAGCCAGUCGCAGGACAGCAGGACGCGGCCACUGCUGCGUGCAGCCUCCUCUUCCCCGCUUCCUCCUGGGCGCUGGCUCUCUGGCCACGAGGACAGGAGGGGGGAGGUGGAAGGAGGGGGCGGCUUCCUGGUGCUGCACCUUAAAGAACGCCCGGUGGGACUGGUGGGUGGACCUGUGUCCCCAGGUACAUUUCCUGGCCUCCUCUUGUGACUUUGGGGAAAAGAUGAUCCUGGGUCUUUUUCCUUGAUUUCUUGUCUCAAUUACAAACUCCUGAGCUUUCUGGGGAGGGGUUCAGAAGACAUCAAACAAGCCUGCAGUAGUUCCUAACUGAUGCUCACAGACAACUCAGAGACACGGCCCCGUGGGGGAAUCUGCUGGGGGAGGCGGUGGCUCCCCAGACCUUCCCGCGGACCCUGCCCAGUUCCAUCGCCACUGCCAACAGCUCUCCCUGCACCCCAAGAUUUGGCUGCAGCCCAGAAAAAGAAGCAUGUGAUUUAAAACCGUUUAAAUCAAUCUGUAAAGGGUUUAAAAAAAAAAAAAGCAAAAGCUGAAGCUGGAGGGAGGAAAUCCAUUUGCCUGGGCAGAGAGCGUGCCGCCCGCCCUGCCGUCUGGACCACGUGGGGGCACCGACGAGACGGCUGUGAGCUGAGAAGCUGCCUGACUCCAGGUGCCACCACAGCCUUCAGAGAAGCACCGCCGGCUCCAUCUCAGCCUCUAAUUUAACACGCAUGAGUCAAUAAACCCUACUUUUUUUACUUUUUAUUUUUGUUUUUUGUUUUGUUUCCAUUUUCCCCUCCCAUUUGCCUAUUUAUUCUCCUCCUCUUUUUUUGGUUUGUUUUUUUUCCCAUUUCCUCCCACGUCCACGAGAUGCUCACGUUGCUUUUCCAAGCCGCUCUUUGGAGAGCCCAAUGCCACCUGAUUGGUACCAGCUAGACACCUGCCAUGCCACUGUGUCUGCCACCCUUGGGGCUCACAUGGGACAUGUAGCAUUGGUUCAGCAGCGGGACACGAGGGACCUCGAGGUCCCUUCUGAGAAAACACACGCUCUGCCUGGAGCCCGGCAGCCAGCCUCUGGAGGAGAGCGCAUCGCCUCACCCUGAUACAAGAUCUAAUCUGAGCUUCCGUGGACCGGAGGAAAACCACAAACUGGAAGUCUCUCUGUCCUGGGGCCUGUGGAGCCCCUCGCUGCGCUAUCCUGAUGGUGACCGCUUUGCCCAACUGAAUCCACAGUCCCCAGCCGGCCUUUACUGUUGGUUUCGAACAAGUGACUAGUCCCUUAGGAGUGGACAUCCAUGUGAGAUGCUCCCAAUCAGAAUAUAAGGAGUUUGAUUUGGUGGCAGAGAUCUGCCUUCCAAAGGGAUCCACUUUUUGCAGAAGUUGCCCUGAAGUUUCGGCAGUCCUAAUUCCUUCAUCGGACAAGCACUUACAGGGCGCUUACCAUGUACAAGUCACUAGGUUAAAAAAAAAAAAAAAGACGUGGGCCCUUAAGUUCACAGUCUAGCAGGAAAUGUUAACUUCCAUUAAAUGCACACACCUCCUUGUUUUCUGGACCUUCAGAAUCACCUGAGAAACGGAGCCAAAACCCCAGGAGCCAGCCAGCGAGAAGCCCGUGAUUAGCUGUCCAGCGCACUGGGUUGCCUGGUGAGGCUGCGGUUUGGGGCUCUGCAGACCAGGGAUGUGUGAUGAGCCCGGGCCCGAGUGUUUGCUCUUCAGAUCCCCAAGUAGCACAAGACCUUAUCAGAACCUACAGGCACACUAAUCACUAACCAGGAUCGCUCUGUCCCGCCAAACCAAGGAGUAGCUGCCUCUGAAUCUUCAUAUCAGAAGACUUUCAUUUAGGUCCAAAAGGUGGUCCAGAUUGCUCCCUCCAAAAGCUUCUGCAUUCACCUGGUGGCUGCCAUGGGUGACGGGCUCGUCUCUGCUCGAGACGAUGUCUGCUGAUGCUGCUAGAGCCGUGGAGACCCCCAGCUCAGCCGGCAAAUAUGCAAUUCUGAGCGGGAAGAGGCUGCUUGUCCAAGGAUGGUGCUGACAUCACUGCCUUAAGGUCUCUGCCGUGCAGAAGGAGGAAAGCCCCGCAGCUGGGCGUUCUAGCUUGGAAGGACGGGGAGACACCCGAGCGGGCCUUCUCUGGGCGCUGGCCUCUCGCGGCCCCUCCCCGGCUGCAGUCCCAUGGCCGGGCUCAGGCUCCCAGCGCCGUCUCCACCCGGGGGCUGAGCCUUUCUCUCUGUUCUCGGUGCUGCCCAGCCAGUGCCUUCGGUCAUGGGCGUUAACUGGCUACUUGAGAAAAAGGAAAGGGGUGACCCUCUUCCUCCAUUCCAACUGCCUCAGACCCCCCACAGCGAUUCCCGCUUCCCUGGUCACCGUGGAUACCACCGCGAAGUUUACGUGGAUCCUCAGCGGGCUGGCUCUGGAGGCCUCAGGUUCCGGCGUUUCAUCUCCGUUCCCGGGGGAUCCACCGCUCUGCUCUCGGCCGACUGCCGCGUUCAGCCCGGGUCUCCAGCCGCCUGCCUCCGAAAGCGGGAUCCCAUCUGGCGAAGUGGCACUGCCCCUCCGCCUUCCCUCUGGAGCCUGGGCCCCUGAAUGUGGGCGUACACCAUCCCCCAGGAAUCACGGUGACAUGGCGACCGGGGCAGGCCGAAACUCCUCACGGUGCUAGGACCCUCGGGGCGCUCAUCCCGAGUCCUCUGGAGCUGAAGCCCGAGCCCCACUGCCUCCACCCUGGAAUGAGUGGCCAGUGCAGACCCACAGCAUUCUUUCCCACCUACGCCCUUGCUUCUUGGUCGAGACCACUGGGAUCCCUCAAAAAAGAAAAGCUGGGUCCCAGGGCUAAACUCGCAACGCCCAGCACCUUGAGAAGAAGCCGGCCUCUCCAGGACUGGAGUGUGUGCCCUCCCCCCCCUCCAGCCCCCAACUCCUUUCCUCACCAAAGCCGGCGAGCAGACCACGUGGCUCAACGCCCAGCCCCGCUUCAGGGCAGAGGUGCGGCCGCGGCCCCUCGUUCCUGGAUGAAGGAGACCAACGCGUUUUGUCCAGUGUAUUUGUCCUCAGCCCCUGCCUAGGCACGAAAAAUAAAGUACUAGGUGAUGGAGGCCAGCAGAGGACCCGA
Molecule: messenger RNA, 10893 nt
Organism: Lagenorhynchus albirostris (white-beaked dolphin)
Lineage: Eukaryota; Metazoa; Chordata; Mammalia; Artiodactyla; Delphinidae
Gene: NAV1
Product: neuron navigator 1
Exons: 32
Coding region: 1308-7778 (2156 amino acids)
Biological process (GO): microtubule bundle formation; neuron migration; nervous system development
Cellular component (GO): axon initial segment; microtubule cytoskeleton
Molecular function (GO): ATP hydrolysis activity
Source: RefSeq, a predicted model, not a curated record